Molecule: messenger RNA, 1907 nt
Organism: Fundulus heteroclitus (mummichog)
Lineage: Eukaryota; Metazoa; Chordata; Actinopteri; Cyprinodontiformes; Fundulidae
Product: gastrin-releasing peptide
Exons: 3
Coding region: 263-679 (138 amino acids)
Biological process (GO): neuropeptide signaling pathway
Molecular function (GO): neuropeptide hormone activity
Source: RefSeq, a predicted model, not a curated record
AAGACCCGCUGACGCACAGCUGUUUCAGGAGGGGCAUUUAACUUUCCUCAUUAGCCAUUCCUGUCAAAGGCAUCGGGAGAGGAACUUCUGCAGCUGGACUUCUUGCUUCCCUCCCUCCCGCUUGCAUCGGUCCAACCAGCAGCAAAAAUCGACGAUGGUGUAGUUUUUUUUCUUUUUUGUUUGAAGUUAGACCGGGUUAAGUCAAUGCAACGUAAGGACUGAUAUAUAUCGUUUGGUUUAGAGGCGACCCUUCCUCCCCAUCAUGUGUGCGGUGCUCCGCUGUUCUGCAUGUUCUUGCAGAACGUUCUGGCCGGUUUUUAUCAUCCUUGCUGCAGCUCCUUGUCUCCUGCUCUGUUCAGAAAGACCUGCUCUGGUUGUUGGGAAAAUGUAUCCAAGGGGCAAUCACUGGGCUGUAGGUCAUUUAAUGGGAAAGAAGAGCAUUAAGAGCCUGCCUGAAGAGCGGCAGGUAAACCUUGACUACCUCAUGCUCUCACAAUCGGACAGGAUCUUUGAUCAGGACCAAACUGUGGAGGGUUUCUCACAAAAGAACCAGGGACAAACGAUACCGCUGAGGCUGCUCCACAACCGCAGGAGAGAAGACAAUAGAGGCAAACAUCUCAAAGAGAUGUCAGACCUCCUCCUUCUGGCUUUGAGACUGCAGGACAACGAAUCCUCCUGAGGGCAAGACGAGCCUCUGACGUCUACUUCACCUGCUCUGUGAUCACAUAUUUAUAAUGUAUAUAAGCUCUGUGCUUUAGAAAGACACAUAGGAACACAAAUACAAAGUUCUGUUUUCAGUGAUUUAGCAUUUUUACUUGCAAAAAAAAAUAAAAUAAAGUGUUUCGACUACUAACUGACUGACAAGGUUGUGUUGCAGAAACCGAGAACCUGAAAUAAAUAAAUAAAUGUUGUGAUAACUGCACUGUGGACGCCAGAGCAUGCUUUACCCACUGCACCAUAUCAUAUCCUAUUUAGACCAUAAGCAAUCGUGGUCCUGCCACCUGUGCAGUACCCAAGUUUUACCACUAGGUGGUGCGCAAGUUCAACUUUAGUAACUUUUUUUUUUUUCUUUUGCAAAGUGUCGCAUAAAGCGUCAAACAUAACCAUAUUAACAUUAUUAGUGUAAAAGGACCCAUUCGAGUGUUGUAUGGUUAGGUGAAGACUCUGCAUGAGGUAAAAAGCACUAAAUAAACAAACAAAUAAACACCCCGGGGUGUUUCUAUUUGUGAAUAGAUGAAUGGAGGACCAGCAGUAUUAUUUUUAGCUCCUAGGGGAUUUAAGUGAACAAAGGGAAACACUAAUUGCAACAGUUUAGCUAAACAAAUGGCUCUUUUAAUGCCACAGACACAUUUUUCUCUUCCUCCUUCUCUUUAGUGAUUUGUCACGGAUGAUUGGUGAACAAUUGAAGAGUGAGCCACUUUCACUGCUAUUAGGAGUCUAAUCCCAGGAGAGACACAGUUUAGUAAUGAGGAGGAAAUAGACUGGCUGAUGGGACUCAUUCUCUGACACACAGAGAAAGUUAGGGGGUUUAAGCCCAUACACCGCCGUGUGUCAUUUAGUUUCUUUUUAAAUAUACAAAAUGGUUUUGACAUAUUAGACAAUUCAUAGAAAAUUUUCCAAUCAUAAAAUAACAGAGAGAAAAAAACCGAAAAGUUUAAAAUCGUUCCCAUUAUUUAAUUUUUUAUAUUCCAAUGUCAGAUAAACUGCCUUUUUCUGAAAAGAAAACUGACAAGGCAGCUUUCCGCCACUAGAGGGCACUACAUUCAAUAUUUCCAGCUACUCGUGUAAAAAAGCCCAAUCUGAUUUGUACAUGUGUACAUGUCAUCUUUCUAGAUAAUAUUAGACAAUUCAUCCAAUAGAUAUUUUUCUAAUUUUUUGUUGCUCUAAAGUAAGUCCUGAUAUAAAAU